This is a messenger RNA of Carlito syrichta (Philippine tarsier), 1188 nucleotides long. It is a transcript of the gene TRIML1, whose product is annotated as tripartite motif family like 1. NCBI's taxonomy places the organism in Eukaryota, Metazoa, Chordata, Mammalia, Primates, Tarsiidae. The record is from RefSeq and is a predicted model, not a curated record. The transcript has 6 exons. Gene Ontology annotation, molecular function: protein binding. The coding region runs from base 1 to 1188 and encodes 395 amino acids.
AUGUCCACGCUGGAGCUGAUGGAGAACCUCAGGGAAGAGCUCACCUGCUUCAUCUGCCUGGACUACUUCAGCAGCCCGGUGACCACCGAGUGUGGGCACAGCUUCUGCCUGACGUGCCUUCUCGGGAGCUGGGGGGAGCACAGCAGGCCGCUGUCGUGCCCCGAGUGCUGGCGGAGCCUGGAGGGCCCGCACUUCCAGCCCAACGAUGCAUUCAGGUCGCGGAGUCUUUCGGAUGCUGGCCUUCGGCGUCUCCCGACGGCCGGCGCCCUUCUCCCGUCACACAGGGAAGAAACAAAGACGUAUAAGCAGGUUGUUGUGUCAGAAUAUAUGAAAAUGCACCAGUUCCUGAAGGAAGAAGAACAACUGCAGCUCCAGCUCCUAGAAAAGGAAGAAAGAGAGAACAUGAAGAAGCUGAGGAACAAUGAGAUCCAGCUGACCCAGCAGAUCAGAAGCCUGAGCAAAAUGAUUGGGCAGAUAGAAUCCACGUGGCAGAACUCGGCUGUAGACUGCUUUGAGGAGGUGAGAGGAGCCCUGGAAAGGAACGAGCCGCUGUUGCUGCACUGUCCAGAGGCCACCACCACGGAGCUGAGUCUGUGCCGCAUCACUGGAAUGAGGGAGAUGCUGAGAAAAUUCAGCACGGAGGUCACGCUGGACCCGGCCACAGCCAAUGCCUACCUGGUGUUGUCUGAGGAUCUGAAGAGCGUGAAGUACGGAGGCCUCAGGCAGCCGUUGCCUGACAACCCGGAGCGAUUCGACCAGUCUGCAACGGUCCUGGGUGCCCAGAUCUUCACCUGUGGGAGGCACUACUGGGAGGUGGAGGUGGGGAACAAGACGGAGUGGGAAGUGGGCAUCUGCAAGGACUCCGUGAGCCGGAAGGGGAACCUCCCCAAGCCGCCUGGGGACCUCUUCUCAGUCAUCGGCUUAAAAAUCGGAGACGAUUACAGUCUUUGGGUCUCCUCCCCUCUGAAAGGCCAACAUGUCCGAGAGCCUGUGCGGAAGGUGGGGGUCUUCUUAGACUACGACUCCGGGCACAUAGCGUUCUACAACGUGACGGACGAGUCCCUCAUCUACAGCUUCCCUCCCACCUCUUUCCAAGAGACCCUCCGGCCCAUAUUUUCCCCCUGCCUCCCAAACGAAGGGACAAACACAGACCCAAUAACCAUCUGCUCACCGAGCAGCCACGCCUGA